AUGGCACGUCCAAUCGAUAUCCGACACACAACAACCUUGCCAAUACCACUACCAACACAAGCAUCACAACCAGCAUCAUCAGAUUGCUCAACAUAUGCAUCGAUACAAUCAUGUCUCGACAGGGCAUUCAUCGUAUUCACACAACUCUCAAAUGAGCUAAACACUCAACUAUCUUCACGCAACCGGAUCAUCAACAACACAUUCAUAUCACCAGAUCCAGUGGCCUCAACAUCCAGGUCAUCAAACAGUACCGGCCAAUCCAACACCAUCAACUUCACAUCAAACAUCGACAGGCUACUCACCACACUCAAGAUGCCAACAAAGGCCGAUGCACUCCUUCCAGACCUCCCAGUCCCAGCCCCUUUCCUCGCCCCAGUCCCAGUCCCACUCCAAGAUAUAACAAUGCCAGCACUGAAGCCACAGUCCAUCGGACAACAACGCAGUAGACUGAAGAUUCCAGCACAGCUAUCUGGCGCAUCAUCACUCAUACUUACAGAGUCUGACAUGUCUGAGGGACCAUCACCGAUCACACCACUAAUGGCUGGGCUGUCCACAUCGCGUUUGUCUAACAACAACAACACCGGGUUACGCUCUUGGCUAGAGGAUGAGAAAACCCCUGCAGCAGCCGCAGCCGCCCAGCCACCAAAGAAGGAGAUGUCAAUCAUGCCCUCGUUGAAUGAAGAGGAGGAGGAGGAGGGAUUGGAGAGCGAGUCAGGCUUGAUGCCAUCAAUCAUCAUUGAACCGAACGAUUCAUCGUCCAAUGCAUUCAUGCCCUCGUCUCCACCCAUGUCUCCAUCACCCAUGCAAGCACUGGCAACGAGUGAGCGUCAAUGUCACUUGGACCCUGACCUCAUGGAUAUUGGCUGCGGCGACGACGACGACUUUGAAAAGAUAAGCUUCUCACGGCUCGAGAGGUCGAUGACCGAGAUCGCCGUCACUCGAAUCCGCACAAACAUGACAGACGAUGCACUGCAACGACGAACUCAAAAGAGUGCUGCCAUGCUAUCGUUCAUCCUCCAGGAUCAGGCUGGAGGCCAUACUCACACGGGUGCCCAGUCCCAAUGUGCUGGCGAUGCUCAGCAUCCUGCCUCACCCAUUGAGACCUACCUGCCUAUUGAAGAGGAGGACCUGUCUCAUAUGUAUAGUGUGUACAAGGUGUCAACACAGAGCCGUGACAACAACAAUAACAAUGCCACGGCCACAGGAGGAGGAGGAGGUGGUAGUGCUGCGGCCAACCCAUUGGGAUCAUCGGCGACAGGUGCACGAUUACAACGCGCGCCAUCAUCUGGAAACGCACCCGCCAAGCAGACACAAGCAGGAGGCGGAGGUCUUGCCAACAAUAAUUUGCCCAGAUUGGUGACCUUUGCCAAGCCCGACCCUCUGGCGCUGCCAACCACCCAGUUCCAAUUCGUCAAGGAGCGUGUCCCACGUCGCUGGCCAAUGCUUGAUGACCUUGAUCUCACUGACUUGGAUGACCUGGACGAGACCAGCACGUCCGACCCAGAUACAGACACAAUGUUCGAAGUGGACGCAGCUGUGGCCGCCAUCCUGGACAAUCCACCACCAGUGCCACCCACGACCACCACCCCGUCCACAAUCGUCAACAAGAACAUUCACAAUCUAUCUAUCAACACUGACCUGCUCAAGUCACCCGUGGCGUCCAAGCAGGUAUCACCACGUUACUCUACCAACUCCCCGCGCAUGUUCACACCAGUACGCUCAUCACAACGACGCGCGCAGUCCAUGAGCGGUCACUACAACUCUCUGCCAUGGGUCGGCGCCAAACAGAUACAACUGUGCGUGUUUGUGCCCACUCAACCACAGUCCAUGGUUGAGCUGGCCGUGGACGAGGAUGCCACCGUAGACAAAGUGGUCACCGAUGUGCUCGAGCUAUGCCAUCGCGAGAAACGCAAGAUCCUAUCGUACAGCACAGAGAUGUUGUCUCCCGUGUCUCCAGCGCCAGUCUCGUUCAGCAGCGGCGGUGGCUCAAGUGGCGGCAACUCGCGAAGUGGUCCACACUGCAACAACAACAACAACAAUGUAGCCACCACUGCCACACCAGUCAUGACGCCAUCUGCAGAGACUGUACCACAAAGCCCAAGUCUCAACAAUGACAACGAGCUAUCCUUUGGCUUCCUUACCGUACUCAAUGCCAAGUACUACUCGCUACGCCAGUGUAACGACUAUGGCGAGAUUGACAACGACAUUGCCACACUUGAUCGGACCACCGAGAUGCGCAAGAUCAAAUGCUCAACCUUUGCCCUCACUCAGAACCUCAACUACACAAACAUUGAUCAAUCAAUGCCCCCGACUAUAUUUAGAGUACACAUUGUGGCCUCGGGACCACUGACACAUAUUGGGGAGAAGAAGACACCUAACAGCAAGCCAGGUGGCAAGGACUCGAUUGCAGUGCCUUACAAUCCAAAGGCAUCACUUACAUCGAUCAAGUCAUUGGUGUGUCGCAAGGAGAAGGUGUCUGAAGAUCUCUGUGUAUUCAUGUUGAUGAACAAUGAGAUUGUUAAUGACGAAUCCAUCACACUUGAGGAGUUGGGUGUAGGAGACAUCAAACUGAUACACAACCAAGUUAAAUCAAGUAUACCAAAGUCAGCAUCAGUGGUGGCAGAGUCUGGAAAUGCCCCAAGGGCCAUCACCAAGUUACUUGGACCAAUGUUCUUCUUCACGCCAGACACUGCUGGUGAGUUCAAGCAAUAUCAUGUUGUCAAAGUUAACAAGUUUGGAAUAUCAACGAAUAGGAUUAUGGGCAUUGAUCAGGAUAGGAUAAUACAUUCGAUUGUUUCUGAGCCCAGUGGUAAUGGUGGACAAUCUGGUAAUAGUAGUAGUCUUACACCAAAGAAGACAUUGAGACGAAGGACAUUCAGUUCAUCACGACUCAAGACUCCUAUACAACCGAUGAAGGAUAUUAUACAGGUUGGAACCAACUCGAACAAACCCAAUAGUUUCUACAUCAAGUUUAAGGAUGGCAAGAUGUCCGAGUUCUACUCACAUGACUCUGAGGAGAUAGUGGCCAAGAUACAAUUCAUCAUCAAGGAGAACCGUAACAAGAUCAAGAAUGAAGAGUACUAA
Acytostelium subglobosum LB1 is the source of this 3084-nucleotide messenger RNA. RefSeq lists its product as hypothetical. The transcript is spliced from 4 exons. The record is from RefSeq and is a predicted model, not a curated record. Gene Ontology annotation, biological process: TORC2 signaling. Gene Ontology annotation, molecular function: phosphatidylinositol-4,5-bisphosphate binding. The coding region runs from base 1 to 3084 and encodes 1027 amino acids. NCBI's taxonomy places the organism in Eukaryota, Evosea, Eumycetozoa, Acytosteliales, Acytosteliaceae. Gene Ontology annotation, cellular component: TORC2 complex; plasma membrane; cytoplasm.